Molecule: messenger RNA, 627 nt
Organism: Lucilia cuprina (Australian sheep blowfly)
Lineage: Eukaryota; Metazoa; Arthropoda; Insecta; Diptera; Calliphoridae
Gene: ave
Product: protein aveugle
Exons: 2
Coding region: 133-486 (117 amino acids)
Biological process (GO): cell surface receptor protein tyrosine kinase signaling pathway
Cellular component (GO): cytoplasmic side of plasma membrane
Molecular function (GO): protein binding
Source: RefSeq, a predicted model, not a curated record
UAUUUUAUUAUUCUCUUUUUGUGUGUUGUACGUAAACAUUGUUGUCAUUUUACAUUUUUUAAUAGUUAUGAUGGAUUUUUACAAUAAUUUAUAAAAUUUGUGGAAAAAAUAUAAAAAAAUAAAAAAGAAACUAUGGUAGAAGAGACCACAACGAGUAAUAGGACCAGAUCGAAACCGGAUAGACCAAAACCAGUAUAUCUAUGGACAGUGGGUGAUGUAUUGAAAUGGUAUCGCAGGCAUUGCAGUGAAUAUUUAGAAUACUUGGAAUUAUUUUCAAAGCAUGAAAUCACUGGUCGUGCUUUGUUACGUAUCAAUGACUCCUCCCUGCAGCGUAUGGGUGUUACAAAUAAUCGUGAUAGGGAAGCUAUUUGGCGUGAAAUUGUCAAACAGCGCCUUAAGACUGAUAUUAUGGAAAUACGUGAUAUGGAACGUAUAGUGAAUCAACAUUCAAUGGCCAAAAUAUCUCAUGCUAAAGCUCAAAAGUAAUUUGUUAUCCCUUAAACAAAAAGGUGCAACGAAUUAUGUUUUAUUAUUAUUAUUUUUUUUGUUCUAAAUUAAAAAAAGAUGAUAUUGUUAGUUUAUUAUUAUAGAAAAAACACCAAGUGAUUGUGGUUGUACAAAACAAAA